CUAUAAGGUGUCAGGAUGUCGCUGUCUAUUUCUCCAUGGAGGAGUGGGAGUAUUUAGAAGAACACAAGGAUCUGUACAAGGACGUCAUGAUGCAGAAUCACCAGUCUCUUACAUCAUUGGAUGGAUCCAGUCAGAGAAAUCCACCAGAGAGAUGUCCAAGUAUUCUGUAUUCCCAGGACUGUUUAGAGAAGAAACCAAAUAUCCAACUGGAUCAUCAGGAAAGUUCUGGUAAAACGACGAGUGAACUUGAAAAACCUACAUCAGUGUCUGUGAAGGGUGAAGACGGGAUGAGCGACUCUAAUGUACCUCUCCAUUUAUCUUCCUAUCAUGAAGUAGAUGUUGAUAACAACACCACACAAGCUCAGUCCUCAGUCCUUCACAGUGAAGAUCUAUCCACCGACACCGCUGGUCACAAGAAGCCUUUGUCUAAUCAAUCACUGGUCUGCAAAACAAGAACUGGACAUAGACGAGGGAAAAUAUUUUCACGUGGAAAAUAUUUUAAAAAGAAGUCCAGUCUUUCUUUGCAUGAGAGAAGUCACAGAGAUAAAAGGUCAUUUUCGUGUUCGGAAUGUGGAAAAUGUUUUAGUGACAAAUCAAACCUUAAAGUGCAUCUAAGAAUUCACACAGGGGAGAGGCCGUUUGCAUGUUCAGAAUGUGGGAAGUGUUUUAGACAAAAAUCAGCUCUUGUCAAACAUCAAAGAACUCACACGGGGGAGGAACCGUUUCUAUGUCCUGAAUGUGGGAAAUGUUUCAGACACAAAUCUAAUCUUGUGAGGCAUCUAAGAAUUCACACCAAGGAAAAGCCUUUUACAUGCUCAGAAUGUGGGAAAUGUUUUAUCAUUAAAGCAAGUUUUGUUCAUCAUCUGAAGACACACACUGACAAGAAACCAUUUUCCUGUUCAGUAUGUGGGAAAUGUUGUACCAAAAAAUCAAAUCUUAAGGAUCACCUAAGAAGCCACACAGGGGAGAAGCCAUUUUCAUGUUCAGUAUGUGGAAAAUGUUUUAGCCAGAAAUCAAAUCUUGAGAAGCAUCGAAGAAUUCACACAGGAGAGAAGCCAUUUUCAUGUUCAGAAUGUGGGAAAUGUUUUGGACAAAAAUCAGCUCUUAUUAAACACCAGAGAAUUCACGUAGAGGGGAAGCCAUUUUUAUGUCCUGAAUGUGGGGAGGAUUUUAAACAUAAAUCAAGUCUUAAGGAACAUCUAAGAAGUCACAUAGGGGAGUUGUCGUUUUCAUGUUCAGAAUGUGGGAAAUGUUUUACUCAGAAAUCUAAUCUUAUGGUGCAUUUAAGAAUUCACACAGGGGAGAAGCCAUUUUCAUGUUCGGAAUGUGGGAAAGGUUUCAGACACAAGUCAAGUUUUAAUGAUCAUCUGAAAACACACGCUGAGAAGAAGCCAUUUUUAUGUUCAGAAUGUGGGAAAUGUUUUUGCUGGAAAUCAGGUCUUCGCAGACAUCAGAGAACUCACUCGGAGGAGAAACAAUUUUCAUAUUAGUGUUUAUAAAAUGUGACAGGACUAGGGUUGAGCGAACCCGAACUGCUAAGUUCGGGUUCGUACCGAACUUUGCGA
Bufo gargarizans (Asiatic toad) is the source of this 1565-nucleotide messenger RNA. Its product is annotated as zinc finger protein OZF-like. The transcript is spliced from 4 exons. Bases 36 to 1490 code for a protein of 484 amino acids. The record is from RefSeq and is a predicted model, not a curated record. Lineage: Eukaryota; Metazoa; Chordata; Amphibia; Anura; Bufonidae. Gene Ontology annotation, biological process: regulation of DNA-templated transcription.